Messenger RNA from Nilaparvata lugens (brown planthopper), 8825 nucleotides. Its product is annotated as vitellogenin receptor. NCBI's taxonomy places the organism in Eukaryota, Metazoa, Arthropoda, Insecta, Hemiptera, Delphacidae. The record is from RefSeq and is a predicted model, not a curated record. The transcript has 27 exons. Bases 354 to 6149 code for a protein of 1931 amino acids. Gene Ontology annotation, molecular function: calcium ion binding; protein binding.
AGUAUCAGUACACCUAUAUUGAAAUUCUGAUAAUUACGGAAAAUUAUCAUUACAUUCUUCAGCGUUCAGUGAUAGUUAUUUGCACGAAUAAGUAUUUUUUUAUAUUUGCCAGUUCUCCAAUACCGUAUUUGGUACCUGAGAGUUUAUAAGGCUGAUCUUCGGCCACUUGGAGCUUCGAUGUGCAACCGAUAACUUCUUUCCUGAACAAAAUUGUGAUUUGUGGGCUGUGAAACAUCAAUUUUAUUAGAAUAUUUUUUAGCAAAUGUGGUGAAACCGCUUUUAUUGUCUAUUUUUAAAGAUAGUUGUAAGUCAAAUUUUAUUGCAAGUGAUAAAAUCACUUCCUGUCUACCAACAUGAGGGCCAUUUGGUUUUUAGCCAAUAUUGUAAUAUUGGCUGCAAUUGGGGCGUCCUCAUUUGAAACUUUUGAAGGUUUGAUUCCCAGCCACGAUGGUUGUCCUUUAGACCACUUUAUGUGUGAUGAUGGAGAAUGCAUUCUGUUAGCUCAGCAUUGCGAUGAAAAAGAUGAUUGUUCAGACAGAAGUGAUGAAAAGAAUUGUGAGUUGGACUUCUGCAGGGGUCCGCAAUUCUUCGAGUGUGGGAACGGAAAUUGCAUAGAUGGCGACAUGGUAUGUAAUGACGUCAGAGAUUGUUUAGAUGGAUCUGAUGAGGAUGAACAAUUAUGUCACACCCAACACCAAGAACAUCAUAUUAAUUAUCCUGAAUGCGACAACGCAACCCAAUUCACGUGUGAUGAUAAGAUGUGUAUUCCGUGGGCUUGGGUCUGCGAUGGUGAGCCCAAUUGCCUGGAUGAUAGCGAUGAGAAAACUUCCCUAUGUCAGAAACACCACUGUUCAAGAGAAGAAUUCCAGUGUCGAGAUGGUCAUUGUAUUGAGGAGGAUUUCAAAUGCGAUGGAUCACCUGAUUGCAAAGAUGGAUCUGAUGAAGAAAACUGCCCGGUAGGAGUCUACUCGAUGGAUGACGAGUGUACACUGGACAAUGAGAGAUUCCCUUGCCAUGAUAGAACGCUGUGCAUUGACAUCUCGGCGCUUUGCAACAAUAAGAGAGAUUGCUUCGAUGGAUCGGAUGAAGGAGGGUUGUGCCAUGAAAAAAUUGAUUGUAAUGGCAAGGCCAACUGUAGCAUAGAACAGUGCUUCCAAUCCCCCUCGGGCCAGAUCUGUCUCUGCAACAAAGGAUAUAAACACGACAAUGGAGUCUGUGUUGACAUCGAUGAGUGCAAGGAAUUCGGAAUUUGCGAUCAGAAAUGCAGUAACCUGGUUGGUGGAUUCAGAUGCAGUUGUGACCCCGGGUAUGCACUGCAAAAGGAUGGACAUACUUGCAGGGCAGAAGGAGGCAAGGAACCACUGAUCUACUUCUCGCUGGGCAGAGAGAUCCGGGUUCGAUUCCUGAAGUCAGGCAUGUACCACGCGGUGGCUCGCAACCUGAGCCAGGCCAUAGGGGUGGAGGUGCAGGGGCACCAUGUCUACUGGACUAAUAUCUACGAGGGGGAUGAGAUGAUUGUCAGAGCUCAGCAGUUGGGGGCAGAGAGGAUGCCUAUUGUAACUGCAGGUCUGAGGGAGCCGGAAGAUUUGGCCGUUGACUGGGUGACGGGCAACAUCUACUUCACCGAUUCUGGCAUGAAGAUGAUUGGAGUCUGCUGCGCUGACGCAUCACACUGCGCCGUUCUGCACAAUAGCGACAUCAACAAUCCAAGAGGCAUUGCCCUGCUGCCAUACGAGGGAUACAUGUACUGGUCAGACUGGGGUAACAGGUCGGUGAUAGCUCGCUCAGGAAUGGACGGCUCCGAUGUAUUUGAGUUUGUCAGCGAAAAUCUUGGCUGGCCGAAUGGAAUCACCAUAGACCACGGCAAUCAACGCCUCUACUGGGUCGAUGCCAAAAUGACCACUAUUGAAUCAAUCAGGCUGGAUGGCACUGAUCGUAGGAAAGUUCUAGAGCGCGCAGUUGUGCAUCCCUACUCGAUAGCUGUUUUCGAAGACACGAUUUACUGGAGCGACUGGGAUUCCCUGAAAAUCGAGUCGGCCAACAAAUUCACCGGCAAAAAUCGGAAAACUGUCGUUCAGGACAAACACAGAAUCUACGGAAUCAAAGUCUACCAUCCUGCUAUGCACGAUAUAGAUCAAAUCAACUACUGUUUCGGCGCACCCUGCUCGGACCUCUGCCUGUUGGCUCCUGAACGAGUGGACUCGAGCUCCUCACCCUCACCAGCUGGCAACAGCCGACGCUACAGCUGCGCAUGCCCAGACGGCAAACAGCUGGCAGCCAACAAUCACAGCUGUAUUGAAACAGAGAAGAAGCAGGAGUUGGUCAUUGGCAACAGAGAUAGGCUGCUCAGUUACCAGCAUAAACAGCUGGGAAGGGUUCAUAUUGAGGAGUUGCCUCUAGAUCAGGGGAACGCGAUGAUUGGAGACAUAAGCGCUCUACAGUACAACUCUCAAGAUGGCAGCCUGAUAGUGGGCGACUCUUACAAUCGGAAAAUGUCUUCAGUUGAUCUGAAAACUCUACAGGCCAGAGAUAUUGUGACUACUGGCGUUGGACGGAUAGAAGGCAUCGCCUUCGACAACCUAGGCUCCAACAUCUACUGGACCGACUCAGAACUAGGCAAAGUGGAGGUGAUCAACACCAUCAAUCACCACCGAAAAACCAUCAUGAACCACCUACAGGGCGACAUACCACGUGGUAUAGCCGUCAUACCAUCAGAGGGCAUCAUGUAUGUCUCACUUACUUCCCCCACCACCGCUCACAUCGACAAACUAUCCAUGGCAAGUGGUGACGUCAUGUCCCGUACACAUAUCUUUGAGGAGAAUCUUCGAGGACCGUUUAUCCCCUUGUUUUAUGAUGGUAUGUUGCACCGUAUGUACUGGGCUGAUUCAGGGACUAGACGUAUAGAACAUACAAACUGGAACGGAGAGGAACGACACACCUAUUCCGAACUGAACAGCUCUCCAAUAUCUGUCACAUCUGUGGGGACUGAUAUCUUCUGGUCCACCCCCGGUUUCAAAAACGUCUACUACGCUAACAAACUGGAGUUUAAGGGUAGCAAGGUUUUGGACCUCUCAAACCUAGUUUACUCAAACUCCAAGAUCUUCAUCACCGCAGUUACUGGUCUAGAUUCCCAGCGAAACCACCCCUGCGCAGUGGAUAACGGGAAUUGUAGUCAUAUAUGUUUGGUGUCUCCGAAGAAAGAUAUUAUGAGGGAGUGUGCAUGUCCUGACGGGAUGUAUCUUAAGGAGGGUGGGAGAGAGUGCAGUGUGAGAGAGGCCUGUGAGAGGGGAGAGUUUGAGUGUGGAGAGAGCAGUGUGGCGGGGAUUGUGAGGCAUUGUAUCGCCGCGAAAAAGAAGUGUGACGGGAAUAAGGAUUGUCCCUUGGGGGAGGAUGAGGAUAGGAGUCUCUGUGGUCUCAAGGAUUUCAGUAAGUUGCACUGCCUGCCAGGGCAGUUCGCCUGUCUGGAUGGAAGCCGUUGUAUCCCGGAUGCCCUGCUCUGCAAUUGGCACGCGGACUGUGAUGACCACUCGGAUGAGACGCUCGGCUGCGAUUCGAGUCGAGCACCCGAGGAUGGCCGAGCGCAGCCGAACAUACCCGAAGUGUGCGAGUUCCGGUGCAGCACUAGCAAUGAGUGUGUUAGCGAGGCUCAGCGGUGUGAUUUGCAGCCUGACUGCAGCGACGGUUCAGACGAGCUAGGCUGUGACGCACACCUGUGCGACAAAACUGCACAGUUCCGAUGUCGGUCGGGAGCAUGUAUAGCCGCUGAGUUGGAGUGCAACGGGGAGAUGGACUGUCGUGAUGCGUCAGACGAACAUGCCAAAUGUAAUCAUGUCAGGACGUGCUCUCCUACUCAGAUCACUUGCAACAAUGGACAGUGCAUUGAUAAGGAGUUGAAAUGCAACGGCCGGAAUGACUGUGACGAUGCAAGCGACGAGCAAUCCUGUCCACAGCGUCCCAUUGCACACAUUCCCGUCUUCGCGAACACGGGAGCUUCCUCCCCCGAAUGCGACACCCGCUUCGAGUUUGAAUGUGAACGAGGACAUUGUAUUCCUUCCUCAGCCCGUUGCAACCAUACAUCAGAAUGCAGUAACGGCCGCGACGAACUCAACUGUAUGGGUUGCCAUCACGACCAGUUCCAGUGCAAGAACGAGAGGUGCAUCUACCACACGUGGGUUUGUGAUAAGAAGAACGAUUGUGGUGAUAAUUCUGAUGAGGAGGAAGCACUGUGCAAGACGCGGAAGGGGAAUGCCGACCAGAGCGUUGCAACAAAGAGCGACACUCGUUGCUUCGGGAGCUUCCGCUGUGCAAGCGACGCCAGUGAGUGCAUCCACACAGACAAGGUUUGCAACAACGAGAAGGAUUGCUCCGACGGAAGUGACGAGGGUGGUAUGUGUGAUAAGGGAUGUGAGAGUGCAGGAUGCAGUGAUACUUGUCAAAAAACACCUCAUGGUCCCAAAUGCACAUGUCCCCAAGGCUUCGAGCUGUCAGGUGAUGCUAAGACGUGUGUGGAUAUAGACGAGUGUGCCACGGAGGAGUAUUGCUCGCAGUAUUGUUCCAAUACUCCCGGAGCAUUCCGCUGUUCAUGCAAGGCGCCAGAGUAUGUUCUCAGGGAGAAUGGCAUGAGUUGCAAGGCUAAAGGUGGCGAAAUGCAGUUCAUCUACUCUGUGUACAACGAGAUUCGCACCAUGUCGGGUUGGCACUCCUAUCUGGGCAUCGUUCACUCGGACCCCGACUACAGGGCGCGCGUAGCGGGACUGACAGCCGACGUUGCCCGUAAAUACGUCUACUGGACAACCACCACAAACGACAGUGUCUUCCAGAUAUCUAUGGAUAAUCGCCGAAUGAUAAGGUCAGCCCACAUCAUACGGCCAAGUCGGCUGGCAAUCGACUGGAUCACUGGCAACGUGUACGUAGUGGAGGCAGCCACACAGAUAACCGCUGUCAACUUCGAGAAGCGAACCCACGCCCGGCUUUACAAGAGCGAUCCGGCCAAGGAUAUCGAGGCGUUGGCUGUUGAUCCUGUCACUAGAACAAUGUUCUGGAGCGAGCGUCUAGCACACAAGAUCCAGUUCAGUGCCAUCUACCGAGCAGACACAAGUGGCUCGGGAUUGCUCGAAAUAGUGUCGACCAACUUGAAGCAAGUGUCCGACAUAUUCGUCGACUCGUUUCACGCCCACAUCUACUGGGUCGACAGUCAGACCAGAAAGGUGGAGAGAGCCUCCUUCGACGGGAGUAAUCGGCAAGAGGUGUUUACUAGUCCUGCUGUACCGACGGACAUCACCCUGUUCGAAGACUACAUGUAUGUGUUAGUGCAAGCUGAUUCGGCGUCCGAGAAUAUUGACAUGAUAGAGACAGGCAACGUGUGGAGAUGUGGUCUCUAUGGAGCAGCCUACCAGAAGUGCGAACUAUUUCGCAUUCAUCCCAAGCACUUUACUGUGCCCUAUCACUUCGAAAUUAUGCAUCCUGGGUUGCAGCUCAAAGGUCACAACGACUGCCGAAACUCGACCGACUGCCAAUCAGCCGGCGGCAUGUGUCUUCUCCGCAACCACAAACUCCGCCCGUCCGCCGUAUGCGUCUGCGCAGACGGCACACGCAUGCGCAGAAACAGCAUCUGCGAAGCGUCGUCUGCGACCAUCUUCGACUACGAUGACGUCACCUACCUAACCUCAAACUCGCCGGUGCAAACGUCUUCACUGGGCAGUGCCUUCUGGAUGUUUUUAGCGUUUAUUUUCGUCGUGGUCCCCGUCGUCGGUAUUUUAUGGUUUGUGUAUCGUGGGGGGCCACCCUCUGUACCCCUGAGUCCCCCCCAAUGGAUGCCCGGUUUUUGUGCCCGUCGCUUUCCUUUCCACACGAUUAGGUUCAACUCAAAAUUCGGGAAUAUGGAUGCAGACGAUACCAUCCCGGCGUAUUCGGAUUUCCAGUUUCACCCCUGUCAACUGAACCCUGGGGAACACCAGUACGAAAACCCCAUAGCGGCUAUGCAAGCUGAACAAAAUAGUGGGGCAGCGAUAACUAUCAAAACCAUGAAUGAGAUCGACAUUCAAAUGGGAGAGGAGAAGAAUGGGUGGAUGGCAGGGGGUGGAGAAGGGGGAGAUGAUUCAGACUCGUCGACAGUUGAGAUGCCUGAAGUAAAACUGUUGAAUUUGUGAUCACGUUGAUGCUCCAAUCAUAAAUCAGACACUUAGAAUCAUAAAUUUUGAAUCAUAUUGAUCAUAAAUCAGUUAAGGGGAUGAUUUCGUUUCGUAGACAAUUAAUUAAUUGAAAUGCAUAGUAUGAAGCUGUUGAAUUUGUGAUAAAUUUGAUGCUCCAAACAUAAAUCAGACACUUAAAAUCAUAAAUUUUGAAUCAUAUUAUCAUACGUGAGUCAUCAUUUGAUCAUAAAUAAGUGAAGGGGAUGAUUUAGAUUUGUAGACAGUUGAGAUACCCAAUGUAGAGCUGUUAAAUUUAUGAUUACAUUGCUGGUUCAAUCAUUAAUUAUAUAGACUCUUAAAAUCAUAGAUUUCGAAUUUUGAAUCAUGAAUGAGUCGUAAUUUGAUCAUAGAAGUUGUAAAUAUAUCAAAAUUUCAUCCUAACGCAACCUGCACUCGAAGAAUCACAUAUCAUAAAUAUGAGGAAUAAUUUGAUCAUAAAAGUGUUGUAAAUAUAUCCACAUUUCAUCCUAACGCAACCUGCACUCAAAGAAUCACAUAUCAUAAAUAUGAGGAGUAAUUUGAUCAUAAAAGAGUGAAGAUUUGGCCAAAAUUUCAUCCUACACACAGAAACAAUACUAGCAUCAACUAAGUGUCCACUAGCUGUUACGGGAACACGGAAUUGGAAAUUCCAUCUACAUUUUAGUCCCUGACAUUUCCAAUUCCGAGUUCCCAUAAUAGCUGCUACUAAAGUCCCUGAGAGCAGGCUGCAUAAGAUUUGAUGUGUGACCUAGAAACUUAGCCUUGAAAUAAUUAAUUUCGAAUUACAUCAUGAAUGCGUCAUAGUUUGUUCGUGAAUGAAUUGUAAAUUAGUCAUGAAUGAGUGAGAAAUUCAACUUGUAUGAUAAUAAUCUAAUCAUAAAAGUGUUUUAAUCGAUCUUUAAUGUAGCAACAUUUAAUAUGUCCAAUGUUCUUGUGAAAUUUAUGGUACAGAUGAGUGUUCUGAAAACAUUGUUUUUCAAUCAUGAAUGAGACAGUUUUGAGAUCAUAAAUGAGUCAACACUUGAGAUACCCAGAUGUCUAGUUUUUGAAUUUGUUUUACAGAUUAUACCACUAGCUCUCAUAUUUUAAUUCAUAGAAAAUCAAUUCAUGAAAGUAUUCUGAUUUUCUCUUCCAUGUAGACCUAAGUCAAAAGUCAUGGAUAAAUAUCAUAUCAAGUCAUAGAAUAAUGAAUGCAUUCUAAGUGCCGGUUGCACAAAAGCCGGUUAAAUUUUAAUCCUGACUAAUUUCAUUACAUUUAUUUAUUGUCACAUUACAUCAAUUUUUGAGUAACACUCAUUUGACUGGUGACAUGUCAAUACUAGAACAAAAUUAUAUUUAAAAGACUUAGUUCUAACUUCUUGAAAGUAAAAAGUAAUUCCAGGAGAACCAAUCAGAGAAGCCGUCUUUUUGAAAUUGUCUUCUCCAAUUGGAUCAGGAAUUAAUCAGGAUUAAAAUUCAACCGGCUUUUAACCAUGAGAACCAAUCAGAGAAGCCGUAUCUUUGAAACUGACUUCUCUAAUUGGUUCAUGUGAUAUUAAUCAGGAUUGAAACUAACCGGCUUUUGUGCAACCGGGUCCAACUCUCCAUGUAUUUUAAGUCGAAAGUCAUGAAUAAAUCAACCAUAAAAUCACCCAACGUUUGGUUUUUAAAUAAGUUUAUGUGUUGGUGUUGAAACAUCCUAUACCAUCUUAUAAUGAUGGUGAAGGUAUAUCAUGUAAGAACAUAGAGAUUGCUAUUAUACAAUAGGAAGAAAUAAUAAGGGAACAGCGUGAAUAUUGAUGUUUAGAAAUUGUGAACUGUUAGCAAAAUGAUGAAUUUGGAAAAUAAGGAUUAGAAUAUUCUUUUUGAAAUAUUUUAUACUCCAAUGUUGAUGUGAAUAAAAGAAAUUUAUUGGUAGCAAUAUAAUCAGUAUUAGUGAUGACAUAAGUUUAUUACAUCAGUGCAAUGCAACUAUAGCUAUUAAUCCAUUGGUGAGGUGUUUGGUGAAAAAUAACCGAAUAACUGAGAAUAACCGAAUUAAUGAGAGUAACCGAUUAACAGAAUAAAUAAAAGUAACCGAAUAACUGAUUCACCAAUCGUGUCGCUAAACGUGACCUGAAGGAUAAGUCAGGAACUAUGUAAAUUCAAAAAUUGAAUUCAAUUUUGAUGAAGGGAGUAGAGAUCUUUGGGAAUUACUCUCAUAAAAUAAUCACCACUGAAAAUAUAUUUAUUUAUUCAAUCAUUUAACAUAACAUCACUUCCAGAAAAAUGCCACAGUUUCAAGCCCAAAUCGGCUCCAACUCUAUUUUUUUAAUUUAAUGUUUAUUAUUGUUAUAGUUUUAGAAUAUGUAGGUCUAAGUUAUUUUUUAGUAUCAAAUCCCGUUUGAAAUCAAUUUGUAUAACUUCCAUGAAUAUUUUAUUUCAUGUGGUUAGUUUAAGUUUUCAAUUACCGAAUUGUCAAAGAAUUCGUAAUAAAUGUUUAUUUUUUGUAUUUUGUUUUUUUUAAGUGGAUAAAUUCAUUCAAUCAUUCCUUCAAAUCAGAUGAACAAAAGAGUUUUAAAGUUUUAGAUGAUGAAACGUAGUCUAAAACUCUAGUGAGGUGAUCAGUCAAAUCAAUUAUUAUUAAUAUACUGCCAAAAAUCUUCUUAUGAAGAUACAUAUUACACUGCCAAGAUA